GUCCCAACCUAGAUGCGUGUCGCUUCGGCGCUGAAGGCCUGCCGAGGCUGUCCCACCAUCCUUGGGCAUCGCGGCUGCUGCUCCUCCCAUUCCGUCGCCACGUCUCCUCUGACCCUGGCCUUCGUGCCGGCCUGCCAGCCUCCAGAUCCCACGGAAGUCCAGAAGCUGCAGGAGUUUGUGUCCAGAUCCCGGAGGCUCUUUGUCCUCACCGGAGCAGGAAUAUCCACGGAGUCGGGGAUCCCGGACUAUCGCUCGGAACGUGUGGGCCUUUACGCCCGCACAGACCGGCGGCCGGUCCAGCACGUGGAGUUUCUUCGGAGCGCCAGGGCCCGCCAGAAGUACUGGGCCAGGAAUUUUGUGGGAUGGGCCCAGUUUUCUUCCCACCAGCCCAACGUGGCGCAUUGGACUCUCCAGCGCUGGGAAGAGUUGGGCAAGAUCCACUGGCUGGUGACUCAGAACGUGGACGCCCUCCACGCCAAGGCCGGGAACCAGCGCCUGACCGAACUGCAUGGCUGCACGCACAGGGUCUUAUGCCUCGGCUGCGGAGACCGGACACCCCGCCACACCCUCCAGGAGCGUUUCCAGGCCCUCAACCCGACAUGGAGAGCCGAGGCCCUCGGAGUGGCCCCAGACGGGGACGUCUUUCUGACGGACGAGGAGGUGCUGAGGUUCCACGUCCCCCCAUGUGGGAAAUGCGGUGGGGCCCUCAAGCCUGACGUGACCUUCUUUGGAGACACCGUGAGCAAGCAGAAGGUGGACUUUGUGUACGAGCGCCUGGCGGAAUCGGAUUCCGUGCUCGUGGUGGGUUCUUCGUUACAGGUCUACUCAGCGUACAAGUUUGCUCUGGCGGCCCGCGACCGGAAGCAGCCGAUAGCUAUCGUGAACAUCGGCCCCACGAGAGCCGACCCCUUUGCGGCUCUGAAGCUCGGUUCUCGGUGUGGGGAGCUGCUUCCUCUCAUCGUCCUGAAGUGACCCCUCCCAGCACCGUUAGAAGCAAGCGUCGGACUACAAGUAUUUCCCCGUAGCUGGAGGUCACCAGACUCAGACCCUUUCUCUGGGCAGACUUGAAGUCCUAGGGAGAGGAGUAGGGGGCUGACGGACCUCCGAGGCAAGGUUUGUCUAUCUGUCCAUCGGUCAGUCCACGAGGUCUUGAUCAGAACUCGGAGACCAGACUUUUUGGGGCUUUCCAGCCUCCGCCGGUUCUAAGCACGCUCUUCGGUUCUGUAUCCUUAAAAGGGACGCUGUCGGCAACGUGAAAAACCUUCAUUUGGUUCUUGGGAAUGUCGGCUGCACAUAGUUUGCCAGGUUGUGACUGUCCCAUCUCCCUCGUGUCAGAGUGAAUGCAGAAGGAGAAAAAAAAAAGGGAAGGAUGCUCCGGAGAGAGAAAAGAGGAGAAACAGGACGGCCGCUGGAGGGCGAUGAUUUCUGCUCGUGCCAUGCAGGAUUGGGUCUCGUCUCAGCUCCUCUCUGCCACGGCUUCCCCUUCUUAACCUCUCAGAAACCUGUUUGGAGGGCUGGACCACCCUCGGUCCUUUGGGCAGCUCUGCAAGGAGCGCGGGGCCCCAAUCCUGCUGGUGAUUGCUAGGUAUCUACGUACUCAUUACGGCAAGCGGCCAUGAACUAAGGAAGCCCUGGCCACGCUCUGAACUGUGUGCCGGAUUGCACAACUGGCCCACACCUCUGUAAGGAGACUGGCACCUCAGUUACACCUCCGUAAAUCACCAGCAGGAU
Messenger RNA from Pogona vitticeps (central bearded dragon), 1731 nucleotides. RefSeq names its product sirtuin 4 (gene SIRT4). Gene Ontology annotation, molecular function: histone deacetylase activity, NAD-dependent; NAD+ binding. Lineage: Eukaryota; Metazoa; Chordata; Lepidosauria; Squamata; Agamidae. The record is from RefSeq and is a predicted model, not a curated record. Gene Ontology annotation, cellular component: mitochondrial matrix.